CAUUUAAUUGGGGCUAUUUUUGAAUGUGCGCUGAGAUUUCAGCUUGCCGCGCAGCCAGCCGGUGCUCUUUGUUCGGCCGGAUAUACCCUGCUCCUAGUUCUAGCCGCCUCCUAUAAAUAUCGGGCGCCGCCGUGCAUCGUGCAUCGAUCGACCGCGAACAAUUCGAAUUACCCAUCUCCCGCCACGCGCACCCACCUCCCACUCCCACCUACGGGAAGCAAGCUUGUAAUCGGGGUAACGAACUGACGAUCGAUGGCCCGUUUAGUUAGAGAUGGCGGUCGUGGACGCGGAGUGGCGGCUGUGGAGGAGACGGCGCCGCCACUGCCUCUGCCUCCGCCGCCGCGCCUGGCGUCGGCGGCGCUGUCUUCCUCGUCACCGGCGUCCAUCCGUGCGCUCCUGUCGAGGACCGGUGGCGGGGCGGACUGCCAGCAGUCGCCGCGGUCGCUGCUGUCGCGCAUCCUGCUGCGCGGCGGCGAUCAUAACGGCGGGAACGGAGGAGGGUCGUUCGGGUGCCGGGUCAGGCUGCCCCGGCGGUACGGUAGUAGCAGCUCGUCCGUCGGCGAAAGUAACAGGGAGGAGAGGAAGGACGACGGCGCCGCCUCCGAGCAGUCGGCGGACGACGUCGGCUCCACCAGGGUCAAGGUCGUGCAGCGUGCGCCGGAGCUGCCCAUGGACACGCCCCGGAGCUCUCUAGGCAGGAAGAAACCGGAGGAGGAGGUGAUGUCCAUGAACCUUGGCCUGGGCGCGAGCCUGGUGCUGCUGCUCUCCAAGAGCGCGGUGGAGCUGAACAAGAUGGUGGAGCUCCGCGCACAGAUGGAGGCGCUCGUGUCGGAGAUCCGGCACGAGACCGUCGGGAAGGAGAAGCAAGGCGGCUCUGCUCCUGCCUAUGCUCCGGCCGCGUCGUCCUCCUCCUCCCAGGAGUCCACCGUGAUCAAGGACCCCAUCGCUCGCGCCGAGGACGCGCUGUCCGACAACUGCUCCGGCGCCCGGACCGCUGAUCGCCGCCAGCUUUCGGCCGCCGUCGUAGCGAUGGACCAUAACAAGAUGGAGGCCGAGCUACAGGUCGAGCUGAGCCGCAUGCAGGCGCAGCAACGCGCCAUGCACGCGCCCAUGCGAGGGCUCGAGGCACGUAACGUAACGCACGUACUGCCGCCGCUGCAGGUGAAGACGACGAGGAGCGCGCACGUGUCCGUCGCGACGACGUCGAGGAGCUGCGUCGUCGACCACGCGGCGCAAGUGAACGCCGACGAGGAGGAAGAGGAUCAGCACGAGGAGGACUACGAAGAGGACGAGGAGGAGGAGGAGGACGACGACGACGACGGUGGGGAGGUGGUGGACCGCGACAGGAGCCCCCCGCACGGCGGCGUGUCGGCGCGCGCGCUGGAGCGGCGGCUGCACGAGCUGCUGCAGCGGCGGCAGCAGGACCGCAUCGUGGAGCUGGAGGCGGCGCUGGACGGCGCGCAGCGGCGGCUCCAGGAGCGGGAGCGCGAGGUGGUGUGGUGGCGCGACGCCGCCAAGCUCGUCUCCCACCGCCGCGACGAGUCCCGCCGCCUCCGGUGCACCGCCUCCGAGGCAGUCCGAUAAGCACACGCACACGCGUGUGUCAGUUCUGGGUUCACGUGUGCGUGGCAGCUCGCUCGCUAGUAGCUAGUAAUGGCGGGUCAGCCGCCAUGUCAGGGUGGGCAGUUGGGGUUUGUGGCGGGAGAGGCGAGGUCUUGGGAUCACGCUGCGCGGAUGAGGCGGUGUUAAUAACAGCUCCCGAUCGAGCUCGGUUUGGCGCGCAAGCGCGCGCUCAGAGAUGGCGGGAAGGGAUGUGGGGGGCGUGUUUUGGCGGGAAAGGCGUGUGUGGUCUGCACUGUAAUAAAAGUUUUGUUUCA
Molecule: messenger RNA, 1877 nt
Organism: Triticum urartu
Lineage: Eukaryota; Viridiplantae; Streptophyta; Magnoliopsida; Poales; Poaceae
Biological process (GO): asymmetric cell division
Source: RefSeq, a predicted model, not a curated record